AUGUCCUCCUCUCCAAUCCUCGGCCCUUCGCGCGCCGACUGUCAAUCCCCUUACGAUGAAGAGCACAUGGAUUGGGCCUCUUCAGUGCCCAAAAAGUACCAUCGAUUGCCAAGAUUUCGUCGCUCCAAUGUGAUUUUGGUUCUUAUCGAUAUCUUCAUCGUUUCUGUCCUCGUCAACGCCUUUUGGCCGCUCAUCACUUUGCUCCGCCGCAACGAGGAGCUUUUCGGCGCACGACUUACCUUUUCGCUCAACGAUACUUCUUUCCCACCUACUUUACCUGAUCAACAGACGAUACCGAGAAUCUUCCACCAGACGAGUGCGAACGAGACGAUCCCUGAAGCAUGGACCGACUUGGUGCAGAGCUGCAAAACUACUUACUCCGACUAUGAGUACAUGCACUGGACCGAUGACAAAGCCCGCGACUUCAUCUCCGAAGAGUACCCUUGGUUCAUCGACACCUGGGAUAACUUCCCAUUCAACAUCCAGCGCGCCGAUGCCAUCCGCUACUUCGUUCUUCACCACUACGGUGGUAUGUAUCUCGACAUGGACACACUUUGCAACGCUUCCAUUCCUCUCGAGCAGAUCGAAGCCACCGGCGGCAAGCACCACGCUGUCUUCAAGUCUACAACUCCUACUGGCGUCUCCAACGACAUGAUGAUCACAUCAGCUCGUCACCCCGCCUUCACAAAGGCGCUCUCGCGCAUCCAACUCUACAAUGACAUCACAAAACCCUGGAGGCACAUCGUCCCUCACGUCGCAGUCAUGGUCUCGGCAGGACCACUCUUCCUCACCAUGGCCCUCAAGAACUACCUCCUCGAGCAGCCUUCUCUGCCCGAACAGACUGUGCAGGUCAUUAAUGCGACAUCCCUGGAACCGUACCUUACAGACUACGAGGGUGCGUCGUGGCACCACGGUGAUACCAAGGCUCUGAUGUGGGUUGGCGAUCGACCCUGGGUUUGGUACGCCCUUGGCGCCGUUGGACUCUGCGCAGGACUGUACGUGCUCAACAUGCUUAUGAUGAAGUGCUGGACGAGAUUCUUUGAGAAGACACCUUCGAACGAUGAGUACAAGGAGAGCAUCAAGCUCACGUAG
Messenger RNA from Fusarium venenatum, 1092 nucleotides. Its product is annotated as nucleotide-diphospho-sugar transferase. Lineage: Eukaryota; Fungi; Ascomycota; Sordariomycetes; Hypocreales; Nectriaceae. Gene Ontology annotation, molecular function: mannosyltransferase activity. The record is from RefSeq and is a predicted model, not a curated record. Gene Ontology annotation, biological process: mannosyl-inositol phosphorylceramide biosynthetic process.